Xiphophorus maculatus (southern platyfish) is the source of this 2929-nucleotide messenger RNA. RefSeq names its product gastrula zinc finger protein XlCGF57.1-like. Lineage: Eukaryota; Metazoa; Chordata; Actinopteri; Cyprinodontiformes; Poeciliidae. Gene Ontology annotation, biological process: regulation of transcription by RNA polymerase II. The transcript has 3 exons. Bases 463 to 2001 code for a protein of 512 amino acids. Gene Ontology annotation, molecular function: DNA-binding transcription factor activity, RNA polymerase II-specific; RNA polymerase II cis-regulatory region sequence-specific DNA binding. The record is from RefSeq and is a predicted model, not a curated record. Gene Ontology annotation, cellular component: nucleus.
UCAGACGGUUUGUUGUUAGCUUGACUAUGUAAGUCCCAAUAGAAAAACGUAUUAUUUAGUAAAACAAAUGCAUGAUUUAUGUAUUAGUACUCGAAGGUCUUCGUGGGGGUUACCUCUUCUAGAUGUUUAUUUGUAACCGCAGGGAUUAUUUCUCCCGUCGGUUUGCAGUAUAAAAAGUAGCUAGGCUACAUUAGCAAAGGACUGUUGAGCUCCGUGAAGCUAAAGCUGCUAACAACACAGACCUGAUCAGUCUCUCUGAGGUUGACGCUGAUAAAGUUCAUGGUUUAAUGCAACAAGACGAGUCCACUUUCCGAACUGGUCUCCUUCUUGGACCAGGUGCUGAUUUGUGUCUGAUUCCAUUCGAGGCAGCAAAAAGGGGAUGUGAAUGAAACCUUCAUCUACUAUAACAUGUGAAGGCUGAAAACAAGCAUUGUGAAAAGGAGAAUCCCAGGUGGAGCGAGGAUGACUGAGAUGAUGAAGGUUGAAAUUGACGAACCUGGAGGGUUCGGCUUGGAAGCCCCCAUGCCUGCAGGAUCCACAUCAGAACAGGAGGAAACACAUGACAGCAAGGAUCUCAUGUUCCCAGACCUCCAGAUUGUGGUGGUUAAAGAAGAACAUUGUGAAUCAUGGAGCUCCAGCUCUGACCAGCAGGAUCCUGAGCUCCCCCACAUAAAGGAAGAAGAAGAGGAACUGUGGAUCAGUCAGGAGGAAGAGCAGCUUAUUGUGAAGACUGAAGAUGAAGAGAAACCUCAGUUAUCAGAUCUUCAUCAGAUGAAAACUGAAGGCAACACAGAGACUGAUGGUCUGAGCAGCAGCUCAGCUGAACAGAAGGAAACAGAACCUGAUGGAGUCGACUGUUUAGGAUCAGAACCAGACAGGAACCCAGAUGCACAGUGUUCUUCCAAACAAGUUAAGACGACUGUUCACAAAAGAGGUAAAAGAUCUAAAAUUAGUUCCAAGCUUACAACUCAGAGUGAAGUCCAAACAGGAGAAAGGCCAUUUGGUUGUGAUGUUUGUGGCAAAAGAUUCAAAUGUAGAAUUCAUGUUGAUUUCCACAUGAAGACUCACACUGCAAAGAGAGAGCAUAACUGUGAUUUUUGUGGUAAAGGAUUUCAAGACGACCAUUCCCUACAGACGCAUGUAAGGGUUCACACUGGAGAGAAACCUUUCGCUUGUGAUGAUUGUGGGAAAAGGUUUCAUGCAAAGAAUAUUCUUAAUAGUCACAUGAAAGUUCAUUCAGAAGAAACAUUUCCUUGUGAGAUUUGUGGCUCAAUAUUUAAAAGAAAAGAAAGCCUUAAGAAGCACAUGUGGACCCACACUUCACAGAGACCGUUUGUCUGUAGUGUUUGCAGUAAAGGGUUUUUGAAACAAGAUCAUCUAAAGGGCCACAUGCGUAUUCACACAGGAGAGAAGUCGUUCAUUUGUAGUUUCUGUAGCAAAGGGUUUUCCCUGCAACACAAUCUGAAAAGACACAUGGUUGUUCACACGGGAGAGAAACCACUGAUUUGUACUAUUUGCAGUAAAGGAUUUUCACAACAUUUAGAUCUGAAGAGACACAUGCGUGUCCACACAGGAGAGAAACCCUUUAUUUGUAGCGUUUGUAGUAAAGAAUUUUCAAAUCCCGGAGGUCUGAAAAAGCAUAUGAAUUUUCACACCGCAGCGUUCAGCUGUAAUGACUGUAGUAAACAUUUUGUGGAUGAAAUGCAGCUGGAGCGACAUGCGAGAGUCCACAUAGAGGAGAGACCAUUUGCUUGUGACGUCUGCAAAAGCAGAUUUAAUCACAAGUGUCACCUUAAAAAGCACAUGCGAGUCCAUUCUGGAGAGAAACCGUUUAUUUGUGGCGUUUGUAGUAAGGGAUUUACAUUACAGGAGAAUCUAAAGAGACACAUGCGCACUCACACAAGGGAGAAACCGUUUGAGUGUAGUGUUUGCAGUAAAGCCUUUUCGCAGCAUGGAAAUCUGAAAAGACACAUGGGUGUUCAUGAGGGCUGCCACUCGUGAUUGUUUUGAUGGUUGACAAAUCGCUCUGUAAUUUCCCAACAGUCUUUAUUUUGCAGAUUGGGAGAAAGCUGCUGUCAUGAGAUUUUUUGGAUGCAUCUCUGAUCAAACACCCUCAUCAUCAUGGCUUUCAGCUCCAGGCGUGUUGGAAAAGGGAUGCAACCAAUUUAGGCACUCCCUCUCUGCAGAAUGAUAUAAAUUCUCACAGUAAGUUGAGAUGCGUUUAAGAAAAAUAUACAUUUGAAAAUACAAUUCUUAUGUAGCUGUAUUUUAAAUUAUGUUUGGGCAAAAUCCAUUUUUAAUGCUAUUAAUCAUUUAUUACUACUAGAGAACACAAUCAGAGAUUCAGAGCCAAUUUCUGAUCUUUGGGUUCAGUAAAGCAUAUUAUGUGAACCCAUCUUCUUAAAAUCUAAUCAUGUCUUUCACUCAUUUAUUGUUUAAGCUACUAGUGAUGGUGCUGUUGGUUUAAUCAUUGAUGUCCUUUGACUGUUUCUCUUUAAAAAGCCAGUUUGGUGCUCUUGUUCUUUGUUGCUUCUGUCUUUGGUCACAUUGUUCAUGUCUGUGCUUUGUUUUUUAUUGUGUGAGAAUUGUUGACAGUGUUCAACCAAUGAGUGAUGUUUAGUGCCUAACCAACCUGAACGUUAAUCCUGGUUUCAAAUGUACCGCCUCUCUAUCAGAGCUCUUUUCAGAAAGUAACAGUUACACUUUGUAGCUCUCUGUCAACAUAAAUUAUUCACAUGACUACAAGACAAUGGGCUUAUUUUUGUUAAAAUAAGCUCUUCAUAAAGUACCAGACAUUAGGAUGCUACAUGGAACUUGGUUCCCAAUAGUGUCUCUUUAAGCCACAGGUGUCAGACUCCAGUCCUCGAGGGCCCACUGUCCUGCAGUUCUUAUAAGUGCCACAGGUACAAAAACACUGGAAUAAAAUGGC